AUGGUCGGAGUCCAAGUGGAUUUCCGAGAAAAAAACGAACGAGUGUUGAAAUGCGUUCUUGUUGGUGAUGCUGCUGUUGGCAAAACAUCUUUAAUUGUAUCUUAUACGACAAAUGGAUAUCCAAAGCAUUAUGUUCCAACAGCUUUCGAUAAUUAUUCAGUUUUGGUAAGAGUUGAUAACCAACCGAUAAGGCUGCAACUUUGUGAUACAGCUGGACAGGCAGAGUUUGAUUCUUUGCGUCCGUUCAGUUAUCCAGACACUGAUGUAUUUUUAUUAUGUUUUAACGUUAUGCUGCCAGGAACAUUACGGUCAAUAACCGAUCAUUGGCUACCAGAAAUCACCAAAUCCGCACCAAAUACUCCAUUAAUUCUUGUGGGAACACAGUGUGACUUGAGGUCAAAUGUUGGCGUUGUAAUAGAACUUGAAGCAAAAGCUAGAUUACUGGGUGAAGAAUUGCAUGCGGAUUAUCUCGAAUGUUCAGCACUGACUCAACAGAAUUUAAAACAAGUGUUCGAUGCAGCAAUUUUAGCCGCACUUCGUGGAAAAAUUUCUCCAUCUUGCAACCAAUCUAUUGUCAAAGAGGGAAAAAAAUCCUUCAUCAAAGAAGGUUUUAAAAGGAUUGUAACGCUUACAAGGCGGUUAAUAUAA
Molecule: messenger RNA, 648 nt
Organism: Dracunculus medinensis (Guinea worm)
Lineage: Eukaryota; Metazoa; Nematoda; Chromadorea; Rhabditida; Dracunculidae
Source: the annotation of a GenBank genome assembly